AUAACAUUUGACAGAAUGCAACAAUGAUGCCAAUAUUUCGCUAAGAGCCGAUAGUAAGCGACUUCUUACUUUUUGUCACACUUAAAAUCUGCUGAAAGCAACUAUUAUAACAUAUACAUAAAAAUAAAAAUUUUACUACACUGAAAGAGUAAUUCGCAUAAGUAAGUAUUUUGGCAGCACUGCUCCAUUUGACGUUAAUAAGCAACAAUUGCAAUUUUGAGAUAAGCAAACGCAAGUGAAGUUAUUGCAGUAAACUAGGCUUUAUGAAGAUAAAGUAUAUAAUAACAGAUUUUGAAUACAAAAUUUUUCUUUAAAUUUUUUAUAAUCAUUCAACGAUGAGUUUCUGGAAGCCUAUUACUGAUUUUGAAAAAGAAGUUGUGAACGCACAACCGGGUCGGAAUUUCAUAUUUGGGUCCAUAAUGCCAAAAACCAUUUCAAAGCAACAUGAAAUUCAGGGGAAGAAACCAUCUUUGAGUUUGUACGAUAAGCAAACACAAAAACUAGCUGCUAUUACAGCUACUGAAAAAAUGACAAAACUAAAGCCUUUGGGUGAAAGAUGCAGAUUAGACGAUUGGAAUAAUGAUGAUAAUGUAGAAAAGGAAAUAAAAUGUAUGGUACAACAUGUUAAAGAAGCUGAAAGAAAAAAAAAUGUUGCAGCUCAAACCAAAAAUAAAACAAAAUCAUUCAAUGAUUUCAAAACACCCGAAACGUCUCACCUUUCUUCUAAAUCUUCUGUCAGUGGUGCAAUAAACAAAAAUAUUCAAAAUAAGAAAGAAGGCGUUUCUGGAAAAUUAUAUACUUUUCUGGAUGACGACUAUUUCAAGUUUCGUGCUCCGAUACCUUCUAUUACUACUAUAAACUUGGACAAAUCCAAGCCAUCUGGUGACAAUAAAUUGCGUGAUGUGUCAGAAGAACACGUUUAGAGUGGUAAUAAGAACGAUGAGAGCUAAAAGGGUAAAUGCAAUGAUAUAUCAAAUACCAGAUUUACACACUGAAGACAAAAAUGCUAUAAUCCUGCCUCUUUUACAUCAGAAGUGAGAAUAUAAAAUGAAAUAUAUUUCAAAUUUAAAUAAAAAUUAUUUUUUUAAAAUGUACAAAAUGAAAAU
Molecule: messenger RNA, 1106 nt
Organism: Teleopsis dalmanni
Lineage: Eukaryota; Metazoa; Arthropoda; Insecta; Diptera; Diopsidae
Exons: 4
Coding region: 336-923 (195 amino acids)
Source: RefSeq, a predicted model, not a curated record